AUGCAUAAAGGCAAGAGGGCUGAUAGGCUCAGCGCAUUGCCUGAUGACAUUCUGGUCAACAUUCUUGACCGACUCAAUCUCCGCGAGGCUGCGAGAACCAGCGUCCUCUCCAGACGGUGGACUCAACUCUGCGCCAAUCUGUCUCAACUUAUAAUAAGUGCUCAACACUUCCUUCCCAAUGGCGUGUUAUGCACCGGCGUCUCUAAUGAUGAAUUGGUUCGCAUCAAUGCCGCUGUGGUCCAAGCGAUGGAGAGCAUACUGACCCGCAGAAAUCCUGGAGAGCACACCAUCCGCCUUCUGUCCACGACGUUCUACUUGAGAGAUGAUGUCCCCAUAUCCAUUGGGUGUGCUGUCGGUCAUGCCAUGUGGGCACACCUGAUCGAGAAUGCGAAAUUCAAUGUUAUGACAGGGAAGUAUGACAUCAUUGACUUGGACGAGGAUGAUCUGGUCACCGCUGGGAGAAAAUUCAUGUUGUUCUUUAAUGCCUGCCCAAGUGCAUUUGGUGGUCUCACUACCCUCGACCUAGAGAAUUUGAGAUUUGGUGAAUCGGACAUAUCCAACGUCCUCGUCACUUGCAAGCGGCUGAAGCACUUGUGUUUGUACAAUUGUGACUCAGGUGAUUGCAGCACGCUGCAACUUGAACAUGCUCAUCUCAGUGAGCUUAGUAUUGCCCACUGUAGGCUCGUGCAAGUUCAGCUGAACUGGCUUCCUCAACUCACAAAGAUGGUCUUUGAAGGUUGGCUGCGUUUCCAAGAUCCACUAUUUAUUGGUCAUGUCCCAUUGUUGGAGACUGUAAGCCUCACAAACCUCGCCCUUAGUCACAGCAGGAUGGUCGAGUUAAGUGAGUUUCUUAGCGGUACCUCUAUACGAGAUCUGAAGUUGGAAUUUAAUUCUGAAAAGAUUUGGGUGCAGCCAGAAUGUCCGACACAACGUCUGGCGUCUGUUUUCCGCCAGCUAAGGUUUGUGAAUCUAGCUAAUCUUCCUCAAGGGUAUGAUCUCACCUGGACAAUAUUUAUUCUUGAAGUUGCGCCCUUACUGAAGGAGCUAUACAUGACGGUAUCGGAUCAUGCGUGUUUAACGGAAACGGAUAAGGAGAAGAGGAAAGAAGGAUCAUAUAGUGAGAACAAGGGUGUAGAGUGGGACUCUAUCACAACAGGUUUCCAACACCAGAGCAUGACCACACUCGUCAUCAUUGGCUUUGAAUCUGAAGACUGCUUUGUGAGUUAUAUCAGACGCGUUAUGGUGGCGGCGGUCAAUCUAGCAAACGUGUUCUUGUAUAGUAGGUUGGUGUGUGGCAAGUGCGAGGAGAAGCCUAAUAGGUACCCCUGGACUAAAAGGCAGAGGGUCUCACUGAAGAGGAGACUCAUAGCUGGGAUUGAGUCAUUUGCCAUAUUUCACUUUGUUGGCAUGAGGGUUGCCCAUAUAGAAAAAAUGAAGUACCCACAGUGCUCACUGCUUGAGGCAAAAAGGUCUUUUACGUGA
This is a messenger RNA of Triticum turgidum subsp. durum (durum wheat), 1482 nucleotides long. Lineage: Eukaryota; Viridiplantae; Streptophyta; Magnoliopsida; Poales; Poaceae. The record is from the annotation of a GenBank genome assembly.